AUGUACACCGGAAGCUGUUUUUGCAAAAACAUCAAAAUCGAGCUGAGUGCUCAGCCCCAAGCUAUCAAGAAAAACAGGNCCAUCUGCCAUUGCACCGACUGUCGCAAGAUCUCAGGCUCGGCAUAUAGCUACAAUUUUAUCGUCAGCGCUUCCGACUUCAAAGUCUCUGGCUCGUCGCCGGCAGAAACUCUGAAAACCGCAGACUCGGGAAACAAAGUCAAGAACUAUUAUUGCAAGGAUUGUGGUAUGUGCCUAUUCUUCACAAAGGGCUGGAACCCAUACUGGAAGAUGUAUAUGCUGAUAUAUGUGUACANNGGAAGCUCGCUGUUUGGCGGUGCUGUAGCGGAAAGUGGACAGGUUGAGAGAGUUGCUAUGAGAGCAGGUGUCUUUGACGAUUUGAAGGGCAAGCAGGAGUGCAAGCCUUCGUUGGAGAUUUACACCAAAGAAAGAUUGGAGUGGCUCAAGCCUGUUGAGGGUUGCCUCCAAUUUGAGGGUAUGCCUUCUUUCUGA
This is a messenger RNA of Aureobasidium musti, 510 nucleotides long. NCBI's taxonomy places the organism in Eukaryota, Fungi, Ascomycota, Dothideomycetes, Dothideales, Saccotheciaceae. The record is from the annotation of a GenBank genome assembly.